AGGGCGACAGAGAGUAGCACAUUACGAGGAUCCCGCAUUGAGGACCGAGUGCAGUCGAGUUUUGUUACGGAUGCAGAAGGGAUACGACACUGUAGUGCGGACGGGCUAGGAUAGAUAUCAAGGCCAACAACUUCAAUAGGCAAAGAUCAACUCCUCUGCAGUUUUUGAGUGGUUCAAAGUGUGUUUUAGACUUGGAAAUGUCGGCUCCCAGAUGACUGUACAUUCUGCCUUCGCGAAAAUGGUUGAGAUUGGCGUAUUGUGACAUCCUGUGCGGAUCCAAGUGCAAAAAAUCCUUCGGGUCAUAGUUUGGUAAACCUGGCAGUGAUAGUAAAUUUCGUGUAAACGUGAAAAAAAUCCUAACUCGAUGCGGAGAGCUUUCGUCCUCUCGAAGAUGUGAAAAGAUACGAAUUUUACAUCUCCAAAUUCAUGAAAUAUAAGUUUUAGUUCUAUUGUGUUAUUGAGAGUGAAUUGCAAAGUUUUUACAUGAAUAUACAGAAGGAAAAUGCAUUCUCGAAGAAAAUUACUUCAAAGAAAAAAAGAAGCUUUUACAGUCGACUGCAAAACCGCUAAGUUAAAAGGUGAAUGAAAGCGUGCCCUUAUACCUUUGCCCGCUCCUGCAUCGGCCGUGAAGUGAUUUUUGUUGAGAAAUCAAUUGAAAAGUAAUUUGCCAUUCAUGCUAAUUACUUUUACGAUCGAGUGUAGUUUUAGUGUGUAGAGAUAUUCAAAAAAGUGUUUACACAUAAUAUCGCGGGGAGUCACUGCAAGUUGAACAAAAUGGCGAUUACAAGGAUUAGCUGCAAGGACAAUAUAGGGUCGGAUGACUUCCGGCAAAGAGAGAAUGACAAGACCUCUAGGAACUAUGACAAUAUGCAGACAGUGGUCCGUAGACUCAAACUGCAUCCACAAAAAGCCAAACCGUGUGCUACUAGGACAUUACACCAAUCAAUUUUCGUCCUACUAAUACUCACUAGCUUUAUCUCAAUUUUGGAUAUUUGCCACGGAUUCGUGUUAGAUGGCUCGAAAAACUCGUUUGCGCAAUUUCGUAAAUGGUACACGGGGCUCAAUGGUUCUUUGGAACUAGAAUUCAAAACAGAGCAACCGAACGGCCUCGUCCUCUAUACUGACGACGGUGGAACUUAUGACUUUUUCGAACUUAAAUUGGUCGAGGGUGCACUACGUCUUCGAUACAACUUAGGAGGCGGCGCGCAAAUUAUAACAGUCGGUCGGGAUCUACACGACGGUCAUUGGCAUAAAGUCCAGGUCCUGCGAAACGAUGACCAGACCACGCUUGUUGUUGAUGGCGUCCCGCAAAGUCGGACAUCGCGGGGGAAAGAAUUCCAAUUUGGAAAAUUUGCAACAAACUCAGAUGUGUACAUUGGAGGAAUGCCAAACUGGUACAACACAAAGUUGGCACUAUUGGCGCUUCCCAGUGUUAUCUUUGAGCCACGAUUUCGAGGUUCCAUCAGGAAUAUAGUGUACGUCGAUCAACCAGGGGUGUCACCACGGAGGCAGGAAAUGAAGCAACCUAGGGAUAUUAAGUGUGGUGAUGGACCUUGUGAUCAGAACGAAUUUCCAAGGGAUAAAGUUGCUAGGGGUCUUCGUGGCGGUAAUAUGACCGAUGCAUGUGAAAGACAUGACCCUUGUCAGCAUGGCGGAAUUUGCAUAUCAACAGAUUCAGGUCCUUUAUGCGAAUGCCGUAAUUUGGAAUACGAGGGACCCUACUGUGAAAAAGAUAAAGCGCCAUCAGAAGCAACAUUUCGCGGUACUGAAUUUCUGUCGUACGAUCUCGGCCAGACGGGGGCUGAACCUAUUGUUAGCGCACAAGAUGCAAUCUCGUUAUACUUUCGAACGAGACAACCGAAUGGAUUACUUUUUUACACAGGGCAUGGCACAGAUUACCUCAACUUGGCGCUACGCGACGGAGGCGUAUCCCUGACUAUGGGCUUGGCAAAUGGAAAGCAAGAAAUGCAUAUCAAACCAUCUCGAGUACGCUUCGACGAUCACCAAUGGCACAAAGUAACAGUACACCGAAGGAUACAAGAAAUAUCAUCAAUCACCAGUUUCUGUCGAUUGGUAACCGUGGUUGAUGAUGUUUACACCGACCAUUCUCAUAUAGCGGGCAAAUUCACCAUGUUAUCGUCAUCGCGGGUUUACGUUGGUGGAGCAGUUAAUCCGCGAGCACUUUUAGGGGCUCGCGUGCAUAACAAUUUCAUCGGUUGUUUACGGAAGGUGGAGUUUUCAGCAGAUACACUCCGAUUGAAUCUUAUUGACCUCGCAAGGACUGGAUCUAAACUAAUCCAAAUUGCCGGUAGGGUUGAAUAUCAAUGCCCAGCUGGUGAUCCUCAGGAUCCUGUCACGUUUACAACACGAGAGUCGAACCUGAUCUUGCCGCCAUGGGAUACUGGGAAGCAGAGCUCCAUUUCUUUCAAGUUUCGCACAAAGGAGCCGAAUGGACUGAUAAUCCUUACGACAGGCACACGGCCGCCCAAGGCGAAAAACCCCGUCCUGUUUGCAAUUGAAUUGCUCAACGGUCACAUUUACAUACACUUGGAUCUGGGUUCGGGUGCCGUGAAAAUACGUGCAUCCAGGCGACGAGUUGAUGAUGGCGAAUGGCAUGACCUCUCUUUAAGAAGGAAUGGACGCGACGGAAAGGUAGCUGUGGAUGCACAAUGGAAUGAAUUCAGAACACCAGGGAAUGCGACAAUCUUGGAAUUGGACAGUCAAAUGUAUGUCGGUGGUACGGGUCCACCGUAUACGAAUGUAAAUUGGCCCCCGGCCAUUUGGACGGCAACAUUACGACAAGGAUUCGUCGGGUGUAUCCGGGAUUUGGCACUAAGCGGAAAACCAGUAGAUAUUGCAGCUUAUGCACGGCAACAGGAUUCUGGUGCCGUGAAACCAUCAUGUCACGUACAAUCAAACGUCUGCGCAAGUUCACCUUGCAUGAAUGGAGGCACUUGUUCAGAAGGAUGGAACCGACCGAUCUGUGAUUGCUCAGCUACACUCUAUACUGGACCAACGUGUGGGCGGGAUUCGGCGACCCUAGCUUUCAACGGAAGUCAACAUAUGACGAUUUGGUUAGCAAACGGACAAGGCACCAAAACUCAAACAGAAGAACUCGUCCUGCGAUUCAAAACAGGACGACCUGUAGGACUUCUUCUGCUGACUAGCGCGGAAUCUACAUCACCAAACCGGUUAGAAAUUGCUUUGGUAGCUGGCAGAAUUCGCGCUAGUGUACGAUUGGGAGAAAGGUCACAGAAUCUCCUAGUUGGUCUGGCCGAUAACCGUGUUUUCAACGACAAUAACUGGCAUACAAUACGUUUUUCUCGUCGUGCAUCGAAUUUGCGUCUUCAAGUCGACGGGGUCGCCCCCGUCAGGGGUAUGUUACCUGAAGUGGUGCUGACGCGACACAGUCUUAUGGAGAUACGAAGCAUUCAUUUGGGUGGCCUGUUCCAUGCCGAAGAAGAGAUUCAAAUGACAUCGACAAUGCCAAAUUUCGUAGGACAAAUGCAAGGAUUCGUUUUUAAUGGGCACAGGUAUAUCGACAUAGCAAAAUCCCUAGGACCUGAACUCUCUGCUCUUCCCACCACCACAUUCAAAUUAACAGCAAGAUGGGUAAACUCGCCACCACCGAAUCCAUAUCAUGCAGCCACCUUUCGUUCAAAACACUCCUAUGUUGGCCUGCCAAUGCUCAAGGCCUACACGAGCAUAUCAAUAGAUUUUAGAUUUAAAACACUCGAAGCUAACGGACUGCUUCUAUACAAUGGCGGCCGUAGAAAUGACUUCAUUUCAAUUGAAUUGGUCAACGGACACAUUCACUACACGUUCGAUUUAGGGGAUGGUGCUAUUACAAUGAGAGACAAAUCAAGGAUACAUAUGAACGACAACAGAUGGCAUUCGGUGAGCAUACGAAGGCCUGGCCCAAAAACACAUAUCCUGCAAGUAGACGAUUCGCUUGAAGUAUUCAGUGCGCCCGGCGGGAAUUUGAAUAUCGAGUUGAACGGAAUAUUGUAUAUUGGUGGAGUAUUUAAGGAUAUGUAUGCUAAAUUACCGUCAGCAAUUUCAUCGAGAUCAGGAUUCGAGGGAUGUCUUGCGUCACUGGAUUUGGGUGAUACGUCACCCACGUUAACAAGUGAUGCGGUGGUACCUAGUUCACUGGUGGUUUCAGGAUGUGAAGGACCGACAAAAUGUAGUCAAAAUGCAUGUGCAAAUAGAGGAAUUUGUGUGCAACAGUGGAAUACAUACGCAUGCGAAUGUGAUAUGACUUCAUACACAGGACCAACAUGUUACGACGAAUCUAUUGCAUACGAAUUUGGAGCCAAUAAGGGUAUCAUCCAAUAUACAUUCCCUGCCGGACGACAACCCGACACUGAAGAAGACAAUAUCGCCCUUGGCUUUAUAACAACAAAAUCGGAUGCAGUAAUCCUUCGAAUAGAAAGCGCAACAACACAGGACUACAUGGAAUUGGAAAUCGUGGAAGGAAACAUCUUCAUGGUAUAUAACGUGGGAUCCCACGAUCUGCCACUUGGUGAAAUUGGCGUCAAGGUCAACGACAACAACUACCACGUCGUUCGAUUCACUCGGUCCGGAGGAAACGCAACUCUACAGUUGGACGAUUAUAAUGUCCUGACCAUAUACCCACAAGGACAUCAAUCGACCGUUUUCAAUUCAAUGGCAAACAUCCAAAUUGGUGGAAAAUUCAGCCGAACGGGACGUUUUCGUAUCGAACGUCCAUUUAUGGGUGUAAUUGCAGGAGUAUCAGUGAAUCGUUUACGUGUUCUGGACCUGGCAGCGGAUCGUGAUCCUCAUGUAACGAUUCGUGGAGAUGCGCUACUGGUAACUGGAGUUUUAGAUAGAAAUGAUCUGCAAAGAAUGCAGCAGACACCGGCAAGUGGUUAUCCUGGCGUUAUGGAUGAUUUGAUAUUUUCCGGUGCGGGAUCCGGAUGUCGUGGCGAUGAUGAAGAUGAAUGUACACCACCCUUCGAAUCGGGCAGUGGUGAUGACUUGAUAACGCCAGUUUAUGUGCCACCAACUAAACAACCUACAACGCCGCAUAAGGGUGGCGAGAAAGCAACGGGUGGAACAGAAAGGACAUGUGAUGAUGAAGAUUGCUUACAUGGGUCUGGCGAUUAUGGAGAAACAACUGAACAGUUUACUUCAACUUCGGCGAAAGGAACAGAAUCGGCUGUAGAAAUCACGUCCUCUACAACAUCCGAAGGAGAAAAGCGGACCGAUUCGACAUCAACAACUCAACACCAGACAACAGGAACAACAAAAGCUGAAACUGAAACAACAAGGACUUCACACAAUACAACACCCCUCACCACGUCUGGAAGCCGUUCGACAACAGGGUCAACAACGACAACUACUAGUGGAACUACUUCUUAUACAACUACAACCCAUGUUCAAACCACCUCGGUUGAACAUGAACCAACGGAUUAUGAAACAGCAGCUAUCCCUGAAGUAGAGAGAACAUCAACAACCGAAUAUCAACAACCAAAUCCAGCAGAGCCUGAAAACGAAAUCCCAAACGUUUACUCCAGAACACCUCCUCCUUCACCUCCGUACAAUCCAAAUCACAGACCUAAAAAUCGAGGUGGACGAAUCAGCUCAAUAGAAGAGGAGCGAACUGCAAUGAUUAUAGGUAUUGUGGCUGGAGUUCUAAUUGCGGUUAUCCUUGUAAUACUUCUGGUACUUUGGCUCAAAUCUACUGGCGAGCGAUCCUACAAAGCUGAACCAGACAAAGGAGCAGGUUAUGGGCAGGGACCAAAUGCAGCGCUUCUUGGUAAUACCGGUACAAAUAGUUCAUAUCAUCACAGUCGUCAUCAAAUUUCGAACGGAAGCGGGGCGAACUCGGGUAGUAUGAGCGGUAUGGCUGGAUACGGAGCAUCUCUGAACAUGAACGGUUCAAUGAUGAACGGAAGCGAUAAAUGCCAACCUGCUGGUCUAGUGCAACCUAAGCCUAAGAAACGUGAUUCUAAAGAUAUCAAGGAGUGGUAUGUGUGAGCUGUUGAACUUAGUAUAGUCUGGAAUACUUACGAAAGUUACGAAAGCGUGAAAGUCUUGAUAGGAAAUAGGGGCAACCUUAACUCUCUGAUUUUAACCUUAUUUUCCUUCUUUCUUUCUUCUUAAAAAGUUGUUCUCCUGUGAGUAGGUUUUCCGGAGCUUAAUUCGCCUAGUUUCUUUUUGAAUUGAGAACAUUUGCUACUAUUGUUUGCUUUCUAGACGCACAUGUAAACCUACAUUAGGUUUAGGUGAAACGUUGUCGAAUGUGAUCGAGUUUUCGUACUUUCGAAUGGUCCCUGAGACUCUGUAGAUGUAGGAUAUGAUUCAGUGAGAGCUAAUAAAAAUUCACUUGUUAGUUCCUGUGUUUACUGUUUUAAGCUUACAUUCGAAUGAGCAAAGUAGCCUAAAGAUUUGUCGACUAUAAUUAAAAAGCUUUAAAGACAAACUGAAAAUAAUCAUCGCUGUCUUGUGAUACAAACGGAAUGAAAUAACACCUCUUCGCAAUUCGAUAGCGGUACGCUUCUAGGCUCCAGUAGGCUUUCCAGACCUAUUUCAAGCUCAAUAGUUACGAGUGCAAACAAUGCAGAUAGAAGAGAAUCAAAGAUCGGCAGAUUGUUGUGUACUUUAUAAAACCGUUCUUUCAUUACUCUUUUCUCGCUCUCUCUAUUCAGCCGUACUGAUCUCAUCACCUAGCAACGUAAGCUAAGUAUCUAUAGUGUAUAUCUUUAAUAUUUAACUUAAAAGCAAAAUCAACUUUUCCGGCCCAAUCAAGGUGGGCUGAACUUGAUUCGGGCAAAACAAUCGCAAAUAAAAGAAUGAAAUCCUUAAGUGCUUGUUCAUAUCUACCAAUCUUUUCCCCCGUUUUUAUUUCUAAAGGAAAAAUGUAAGGAAAUAUGUACUCUCUUCAACUUUAAUCUUUUUGAAAUCUAAAAAAAUCACACUCUAAAAAACAUAAUAACAUUCUCAAUUGAUCUGUAUCCUAAGAAAUGAUAUUAGAAAUCGAAAGAAAAUAAAAAACAAAAAACCAACUGAAGUAAAUCAUCCAAAAUAAAUAAAAAUGUAAACCAAAUGUGUAUAAGAAACAUUUAUAAGUGGUGCUGUACAUUUAGUCCCUAAAAGUAUUUUUUUAAGUCAAAGUAAAUGAUAAUAUAAAUAAUAUUAACUAUUGAAGAGAAAGGAAUAAAAUGAGGAAGAAACACAAAGAAUGAAAAAUAAUAAUAAAAAAAAUGUUGCUAGUUAAAUGAAACUAAUAAUUAUAAUUAAUAAAUACUUUUUAGAUGAAAGGCAAAUGUAAGGAAAAUCGUGUAUUAGCUACUUAACUAUUAUAAUCAUUAUAUUAUUGACUGUUCAGUUGUUUAUGGUUUUAUUUUAAACAAGAGCAAAUAUUAGAGUUGAAAUCAUACGUUUAAAAUUGAAUUUAACAAAAAAAAAAGACAAAAACAAAGAAAAUGAAGCAAACAUUGUAGAAAGGAUAAGAAAUUGUUCGGCAUAAGAAUAGCUCUUAUGAAUUAUUGAAAUUUAAAAACAAACAAAAAAAUAUGAAUGAAACUAUCGGCUUAUGUAGAUUUAAGUCUCGGUGUAAGUGAGUUUAGAUGGAAUGAAAGCUGAGAGAAAACACAAUUGUAACAAAAAGAUUUAGAGCGUAAGACUAUGGUAUUCAAGAAGUCUAAAUGCACUUGUUUUUGUUGCAAGAAACUAAGAAACAAACUAGUACCCUUUCUUCGUUUCAUGAAUAAUAGGAGAAAUACACUGUAAAGAUUGUUGAAAUUUGAGAUGAUGGGAGGAUAUGAUGAUACUGCAUAUAUUGAAAAAAACGCAAAGGAUUUGCCGCGAAAAUGACAACCGAAUUACAAUUUUUACGGUUUAAUUCAGAGAAAACUAAAAAUUCCUAAUAUUUACUUUUGAAUUUCAAAUUCAACUAUUUUGCUAAUAUUCAAGGUACAAUAAAUAAUUAAAAAUAGUGAUAUAUCAAAGCCGAGUAAAUUUUCCAUAAGCUGCAGUUUGUAAUUUUGAAAAUUCACUGUUUUAACCAGAUCACCAGAAAAAUGAUAAAUUCAAGUGUUCUGUAAUUCACUCUUCUUUGCACCAUAUUGUUCUAUCUAACCAACCCACUUCUAUCUUGCUCACUGCCUUUAGAACUAUAAAAAUGUCAUUUCUAUUUUCUAUUGUUUUCUACGAGGUGUUGCUCUUCCUACUGACGAUAGUAGUCAAGUAUCUCUUUCUUGUAUGGUUACAGAAUCUUGUAUGGUCAUAGAAUCUCAAAUGAUUCACACACAAAUAAAUACAAUACCACCCUUCUUUAAACUUCAUCCAACCGAAUCACAACCAAGGCUAGGGGGCGAUCUUAAUCUGCACCGUAUGAAAUGACUUUCGUUAAGGCUUCACACCCAAAGUCAUUCCAAAGGAGUCUCAGCAUCCACCAGCAUCACCUCUCUCGCUCUCAACUCUGCCUUAAUUUUCAUACCCCGACCCAAUUAUUUGAUGGCAAUCUCUCAAUUAAAUGUCAAUCUCGAGAUUUUCACUAUUUGCAUUUGCAGGUGCAAACUUUCUCUUCACAUCGUUUUUUUUUUUGCAGAUUCUUGUAAAUUUUUGCCAUAAUUUCAAAUCUUUUAUGGUCAUCAAAGGCAUUUAAUUUCUUUCAUAAUCCCCAUAUCAAUCUUAGAAAACAUCGGCAUACAUAUUUUCAUACAUCCAGGAUGGUGCUUGAAGAUAUAUCCUGCACUUUAAUUCCACAAAAGUUGCUUCCCAUCUGAAAAUUUAUAAAAUCUAUGGUAAAACAAUAUUGAUAAUGGCAGCCUUGUUUUAUAUUUAAGUGAUCACUUGACAAUAUCCAAAAAGAAUCAAAAAGCUUCUUAGACCUACCCUACACGAUGGCUGUUUCAUUAGUCUGCCAUAGAUCAAUCCAUUAAAAAUUAACAAAUAAACAGCUCAGUCCAUCAGUUGUUCACCUGUUCAUUUGUGAUGGAUUGACUUAUGGCAGACUAAUGAAAUACUGAUCGUGUAGGGUAGGUCUUAGUGACUUGGUGGAAACAACACGGUUAAACUGAUUGACAGAUUUAAUUUAAAAAUUUUAAUAUUCACGAGUCCAUCAGUCAGUUAUUCUGAAUAAAAGAGUCUGAUGAAGUACUGAUUGUCUAGGAUACGUCAUAGGCUGACCGUACACCAUCAGUAUUUCAUCAGUCUACCAUAAUUCAAUCCACCAAAAAUGAAAAAGAAGAAAAAAAACCAUUUUUUGUUGCAUGCACUUCAAGAUCCGGAUCAUUCGGAAGUCAUGUUUCGAUUAACAAUGCAAUGACAACUGUCCUGCCCUCAACUUAUCAUCAGUCCAGCCAAACUGACAGAUUUUAUUCCAAAAUUUAAAUGUUCAUCAGUCAAUGCCUUAUAUAUCUUAGACGAUCAGUUUGCAAUUAUUUUGUCAUUCAGACUGACGCUAGACUGGUCAAAUACUGGUCGUGUAAGGUCACCCAUAAGCAAAAGUGUGUGAGUCAUGGCAUCGACUUUAUUCUUCUGCCGAACCAUGCCAUUUUUCUUUCGUUGAUCGCUACCAUGUUGCUACUCUUUUUUUGCGUCGGAAAAUAAAAUGCACUUACGCAUAAAGUACCGGACUCCUGUCUCAUACAGACUACCGGCUAAAACACCCACUGGAGCGUCUAGGACUAUAAACCGGAACCGUUUAUCACAUUACCUCAGGUCAGGCCUAUUCAACAUCGAAGAAAAGCCUCGUGAAUUCAGGGAACCUUAGCUACCCUGGCAUUUCUCCUAUCUAUUGUAAGAAUGUUUUGAGUGUAAGGUGCCUCUCGACUCUAUAUGUCCUCGUUCUUCGUCAUGUCCUCAAUUAUGGUGUCCGGGGACGCAAGACUCCCUUCCACCGACAGGCGAUGGCACUCCCAUCUUUUGUAGAACAGCAAGCAAGCAUCAAUCCAUCACAUCUUUGCAAUAGAUACAGUCUAGCGACAGAGAUUUCCCGAUUUUGUGUGGGUACCCGUUGAGCAGCUAGGUUAGGUCAUAGCCAACAUCACUAUGCUUUCGAUUGAACCAUGGGCGCGAAUCUUUUAUGAAAUGCGCGUACCUAUCGAUUCUCUUUUCCGAAAUUGCUGCCAUGCGCAGGGGGCACGAGCUCCCUCUUUACAAGUGACAGCUUCCUUAUUUCCCUGACCUUUUCUGAGGUAUGUAAGCCUCAGCUCGGCAGUUUUGAGAACAAUCGGAAUAAAUCCUGCUAACAUCAUUACUGCUGGUUCGGCGUACCCUCCGUCUUUAUGUUUGCACUAGGCGCUUACGGUACACUUCCUUACUGAUGAAGUCAGCUCAUACUUCGGAACCGUAAAGGAGGGUGAACUGAACCGCGUUCAUCAGCAGGUAACGUCUUCUGGAUAAUGAACCUGCAACAUUGGACAUCAGCAAAUUGCAAAUAUUCUAGCAGCAGCAUUGCCUGCUAUGUUGCGAAUCUGCUCGAAGAAACUCAUUUUCGUGUCUAUCAUGAUGUCGAGGUACUUCACCGCGGCUUCGACAAGACUAUGGUUUCAACAACCUGAAUAGGGAGGACUGCUGCAAGCCUCUGGUUGGUCAGCACAACGACUUCGGUUUUUUCCAAAGCUAAACAGAAUUCAUAUUCAGCCAUUCAUUUCCUUACUCACCGCAUCGACAUUCCCAGUGUUGCUCAACUGUGCAUGUGGUAACCAGUGCCGCAAUAUCAUCCGCAUAUCCGACCGGAUGCGAUUCAUCAGGAAUCUCGAGUUGUAGAAGACUAUCAUAUGAAGUGUUUCAAAGGUCCGGACCAAAGAUGAUUAAUAUUAUAUAUCAGGGAUCUCCCUGAGUCGACCCCAAGGUUACCUUCAUUUUGCGGUGUCCUACCCUGGUCGGUUAAAUGGUCGCUCAAAAUCCGCAAUAAGUAACCUGGAGUAUGGAAACGAUUUUCCAAUGCCUCAAACAUGUGGCACCACUUUGCAGAAUUGAAGGCGUUUCUUACGUCUAGCGUCACAAGGGGCACCAAUCGCCGACAGUGACGACUCUAGUUCGUUUGCAGUGAAAAGUAGGCAUUCCUCAGUACUCACUACUUCAUGAACAACGUCAGUUUGGAUAGGUUGGCCAGGAAAUUGGGCUGCACGAUUUCUCCCACUUUCGCUGCUUCAUAGACCGAUAGCACCGAGGUUUUUGGUAACCAGCUUAUACCAGCCCCAUGGCUCUCCGUUGACGUCAUUGAUUAGUUCCUGCCAGCAGCGUGUUUUCUGCCUGUUGAUUUCGUGGCGGAAUUCCUUGUCCUCACGCUUGUACUCUGCAAAUCCAAGAGCCAGUCGUCUUGGUCUCUUGCACGCUGAGUAAUCCGCCAAAGCGUGAGGCAGUUCGUUCCUUACGUCCAAGCUGUGUUGAUAAGCUCAUCGUUAAAUGAACUAGUUGCAGUUCCCGUGUCUGCACUUGCGUCUUGUCGCUGAUUUAGCCCUCUUGAGACUGUAGAAAACUGAGAAGGGUCGUUUGUCACUUCAAAGGAAAUGUACUGAUGAUCACUGGAAGCGAAAUCUUCCAGUACCUUCCAUCGUUUGACAGCUGACUCUAAGGACUCCAUAACAAAAGUUAAAUCGAGUAUAGUGCCCUCGUAACUAGGGCGUCGGAAUGUCCGAGGGCCACCGGUAUUUAGAACAAUAAGUCCUUUCCUGACAGGUAUCUCCAAAAUCUAUGUACCUCGGGAAUCUGGGUUGAAACAUUCUCAAUUUCAGGGCUCUGGGGUUAAACUCUCCUCUGACUAAAAUUCCCCUUUCUUGUUUCUCAUCUCGUCUUCCAAGACGGCGAACCCAUUCGGAAAAGCUUGCACAGAUUCAUUCGCUGUGCGGUAAACGCUUAAAAAUGUCACUUCCGCACAACUAACCCAAACGAAGCUGUCUCCUCGACCAUAGGCCCGUACUCGCCAGUUAACCGUAUCUCUCGCCCAGAUUGCAUCAGUGCCAGAUAUAUCGGCAUAUUAUGAUGGUGAGCUCCUAUCUCAGCACUGCUCACUGAGAAGCAGCUAGUCAGCUCUUCUUUCUUGCACCAUCUGAUCCAUUAGGUCGUAAGCAGUUGGACUCCUGUGCAUGUUUGCUUGCAGGAUGUGGAUCACGGUGCCUGACGUUUCGCUUUCGUAAUUCUUUUUUCAAGACCUGCCAACGCCCUGAACCGGGAGUAUGAGCCAUAUCUUCUUUCUGCAGACUGUAGUCCUUGCAAAGGACCCUACACACCUCAUUGACUCCAUUCCUUAGGUUGUAAAUAAAGGCUCCGCCCACAAAUAUCAAUUUUUUUUUUCAUAUUCUUGCAACCGUUGCAGUUAUUUGAGUGCAACUUGUAACUUGGUUGGCAACCUGGUUGCUCGUGUAUACAAGAUCAUACAUACUGGGGUAUAUACGUUGAUUACUCAAACGUUAAAAAAUUAGAUUUUAUUCGUUGCAUUAAUUGGUCUGAAGCCUGUCAUAUUUCAUCAAAAUUGUAGUGCACGACAAAAACUAUGGCGCACUAUUGCAUUCCAGACUCGUAUUACCCUUCAACAACCACAAUAAAUUAAAUGCCUAUCUACUCGAAUUUCGAAGCCAAUCGGACACUAUUUUCACCUUUAAAGUGAUAGAGUUAAAAAAAAUAGAGGCGGAGGGUAUUUUCAUACGCUAAGACUCAAUAAAUCCAUUAUGCUAACCCCGAUGUACUUAUUUAGAUUUAUAUCUUGCUUGCCUCGCUUGUAUAGCCUCAUGUGAAAUAGAGAGAGUAGUCACACUUUUUAUUGAAGAGGAUCCUACUAGAGUCCUUCCGUUUCCCAUUUCUUUGUCAGCUUGAGGAGAAGCCAAAAGUCGCUGGGAGACUCAUGCGUGAAAAAUGAGCUGGCAUGUUAUCAUAAUCAGCUUGCUAACUGCCACUUUCUCACAUAUUCGGUCGGUUGCGUCUUAUAGUGUCACGAAUCUUUACCGAGAAAAAGAUAUUGCUGUAGACAUACCUUGCUUCUUUUGCGUUUCGCGUUUGUUGCAUGCUUCUAUUGUGUUGGCUCAAAUUUGAUUCCUGAGUUACGUUCAUAUACUUCAGACUAAGCAUCGUUAAGAUCGCUGUUCAUAGUCUCCAAUAUAUUUUUGAUCUCUAAACAAAGCUUUCUGAGCUCGUCUGUCAGCAACUCCGACUCAAAUUUCGCUGAGAUCCUCCUAAAGGCCGAACUUUCAAUUGAAAUCGGAUUUUUAAAUAGUUUCUGAUUGUGGAUUACUUCAUCUGACAGUUCACUGUUUAUUAUUCGACGAUUCUAUAUUAUCAGGGCCGUUAUUUCAUCAAAUACCAAUAUCGUUUUCGAAUCAGAAGGGCUAACCCAGCAGCUAACACAGCAGUUUGAUAUAGUGACGUGGUUUAACUUUGACGAGAUCCCUACUUUAGCAUGGCCUAACAAAAGUUAUUAAACCACCGAAACAAUGUCAAUUAAUGGAAGCUUCAAGGCUUCCAGCAACGGUGGAGAUAAUUUCCCCCGCGCUGCUCCAAUGCUUUAAGGCAGGUUAGAAAAAUACGAGAACCUGCUAAACUAAGGACCUUAAUUUUGUGGUCGAACCCUCCUUCUCUCCUUUGAAAAGUCGUUUGGUCAAGUUUCAUGGCCCAGUGAAAAAGUUAAUCGACAUCAUAAAAGUGAUAAAGGCGCUUGCGGGAAGAUAGCAUCCCCCCGCCCAUCCCAUCCCAUAGCCAGCAGCAAGUCAUUUUUCUAAGAAACACGGUCAAUCUUAUCAUUAAGUUUCUUGACCAGCCAUCUCGUUCCAAAGAGUUAAUAUUAACAUGUUCACAAUUGCCUGUGUCUGGGGUUAUACUUCUCACUCGAUGAUAUUGACAGAGUAUGUAUUCUAAAAAACGAGGGGUGAAUUCUACACCCGAACCGUAGAGUUCUCGUUGUUCAAUCAUACACAAGCAACAAAUCCUACCAGCAGAUUCAUGUAUGCAUCAAAAUAGGCUUUAUCCUGGGUAUGUGUGAACCUGUUGUCGCACAGAUAUUAAGUAUUUCCUAAUAUAUCCCUACAACACUAGAGGAAUCUUCGGGAACUCUGCUGAUAGUGUUGGAGCACUGUAAUUUGGAGUUGGCGUACAUUCCUAACUGUUUGACUGUGCCGGCUAACUAAAUUUUCACCUACGAUAAAGUGGAUAGAGUAUUGGCACACCGUCGACAUUCUUUCUGAUCCACCAGAAUCCGUAAGUUUUUCAGUACUAGUCAGUUUCGCGGGUAUUCCAAAAUAAAACAUUGUUAUGUAUAGGGCGCCGAUACUAGCGUAUGCUAGCUGAAUUCAACCAUUUGCAUUUGCUGUUGAUCUUUGGUCGCUGGUGCGAUCCCAUUGAAGCCGCCUUUCUCAAAAUGUUUCCUCAUUUCGGAUCUGAUCAAGGCGUGUCAGGCCACUAGUCCAACAUGACAUAUUCGUCUCCAUUACUGCAGAACGCCAUUUAUUGUCUUCUAUAGUCGGUCAACAUUCACAACCAUAGAUGGUGACAGGGCAGACGACAUUGUGGUAAAUUUUUGAUUUAAGAUGCUCGUUGAUACGUGGAUUAUAAAGAACACCAGUUGCGGAAUGCCACUUCAUCCAGGUUGCGCUAAUGCGUGAAGGAGUUUUCCAUUAGUUGAUAUCAUUGACCCGAGAUAUUAAAAUCGCUCAGUUCUGGACUAAUCCUCUUUGCCUGGAUAAGAUGAGCACUGAGGUGUAGAGCUUUAAUUUUGAUGACUUGUUGGUAAAAAUUGCGCAAAUAGUGUAGCUGCUUCUUGUACCUAUUGAAAUCACAGACCUGUUGGUUUUCCCAGGCCUCUUUUUAAAGUUUUGUUUGUAGAACAAAACCUUAUUAAAAGCGAUUCAAUAUAUGCCUAUCUGUCUGUCUGUCACACGCACUUUUCUCAGAAACGGUUUUACGGAUUGACACGAAAUUUGUUAAAAAGGUGGGAACUGUGAACCUCCAGACAUGCACCGAGUUACAUCUUUUUACAUUGUGAUUAAGAGAUACAAAAGGGGUGUAUACAAUUUUUUUAUCACCGAAUAUAGUCAUGUUGGAUAUCAAAUGAAAGGUCUCGAUUAGUACUUUUCGAUGACAGCCGUUUUGGU
Messenger RNA from Hermetia illucens (black soldier fly), 15059 nucleotides. RefSeq names its product neurexin-1. NCBI's taxonomy places the organism in Eukaryota, Metazoa, Arthropoda, Insecta, Diptera, Stratiomyidae. The record is from RefSeq and is a predicted model, not a curated record. The coding region runs from base 775 to 6003 and encodes 1742 amino acids. The transcript is spliced from 20 exons.